AUGCGGCUGCGGAGGCCCUCGCCACUGCUGCUGCUCCUUUUGGCCACUUUCGCUUACGCCGACCUUGACUCUCCCCGCAGUGGCCGGUUACAGAAGCGCGACAGUGAGCGGCUCACCAAGGAGGAGAUACUUGCGCUUAACACAGUGCCUGGCGAGCCUAUAGGGCGGAGCAAGGGUCAACUGAACGUUGCUGUGCCCGCCGAGCCGGAGGCAGCUGUGGUAGAUAGCAUAGACACCACGGCCACCCAGCAAAGUUCGAAAGCAACAUCGUCUGGCAGACCGUACGUUGGCACGGAAGAUGCGCCGGUCGACGGUAUGGACGGCAAGCCGCAUGCCGGACCAUUCGUGGACACGACACCUGACGAGAGCACAAAGCAAAAAGGGGACGCUAAAGCAAAGACGUCAUCCGCAAAGCCUACGCCGACGUCCUUGGAGAAGUUCAAGAGCGGCGCUUCGAGCAAUGAAGGCUGGAAACUGGCGGACAUCCCGGAAAAGAUUGACAGCGUCAUGAACGAUGAGAAGCGGCCGGUGCCCAAAGAAGGCACGCGAGGCACCGAGGGUGGCAUCAGCGAGAAGACGAACCAGCAGAAGGCGCAAGGCGGCAAUGCUGAGAAGAAGCCGCAAGAGCCGAAAGAGGCGCCGCCACUCCCGCACAGCGAGCAAGAGAUAAAAGAUGUUAAAAAAGACUCCAAGGCUGACAGCAAGGAGGCCAAAGAUGCAGCCGCAGCGGACGCGGCGGCAAUGAAGGACACGGAGAACGCAGUCGUGGGUGCCGGACUCGGCAAACCCACCGAUCUCCCAGACAAACCGCACAAUAUCCCUCACCCGGACCCGAAGGGCGGCAGCAAGCCCAGCGCCAUGGACGGCAAGACGAACCCGAAGAAGGCUCCCACUUCCUCCGAUUCCAUUACCGGUGGAGGAGAUGGUGCCGAGAUGGAAUGGCACGAGUGGUUCCACUCCUUCGUCCUCUCCCUCACCAUGAUCCUCUUCUCCGAGAUCGGCGACAAGACCUUCCUCGUCGCUGCGCUGAUGGCGAUGCGGCAUCCGCGCCUCAUUGUCUUCUCCGCCGCGCUCUCCGCCCUGGUAGCGAUGACGAUUCUCUCCGCAGUCCUCGGCCAUGCGGUGCCCACGCUACUACCGAAACGCUUCACCACGUUCCUCGCAGCGGUACUAUUUCUCGUCUUUGGCGCCCGGAUGCUACGAGAAGGCCUCGCCAUGCCAGCCACUGCAGGCGUAGGCGAAGAAAUGAGAGAGGUCGAGGCCGAGCUGGAAGAGAAAGAACACUCCCUCGCUCGCCGGGCAUCGCGACACGGCUCCGUCUCACCCUACGCGCUCGAGUCGGGCAAACUGCCCUCACCUUCUCCGUCACCUUCACGUGAUACGAGUCCCUCCCGGACACCGCGCGAUCGUUUCGCAGGUCUUUCCAACCUUCUAGGCCUGAUACUAAGUCCCGCGUGGGUACAGACUUUCAUCAUGACCUUCCUAGGUGAGUGGGGUGAUCGGUCACAGAUCGCCACCAUUGCGAUGGCGGCAGGGCAGGAUUACUGGUGGGUCACGCUCGGCGCGAUCACAGGGCAUGCGAUUUGUACCGGUAUCGCGGUAUUAGGAGGCCGGGCAUUGGCGGGGAGGGUUAGUAUGAGAGUUGUGACUAUUGGCGGCGCCCUGGCCUUUUUGGCUUUUGGACUGAUAUAUAUCUACGAAUGCCUUGUCGAGAGGUAA
This is a messenger RNA of Baudoinia panamericana UAMH 10762, 1719 nucleotides long. RefSeq lists its product as uncharacterized. NCBI's taxonomy places the organism in Eukaryota, Fungi, Ascomycota, Dothideomycetes, Mycosphaerellales, Teratosphaeriaceae. The record is from RefSeq and is a predicted model, not a curated record. Bases 1 to 1719 code for a protein of 572 amino acids. The transcript has 4 exons. Gene Ontology annotation, cellular component: Golgi apparatus; fungal-type vacuole membrane. Gene Ontology annotation, molecular function: manganese ion transmembrane transporter activity; calcium ion transmembrane transporter activity. Gene Ontology annotation, biological process: Golgi calcium ion transport; Golgi calcium ion homeostasis; calcium ion transmembrane transport.